Diorhabda sublineata is the source of this 1854-nucleotide messenger RNA. Its product is annotated as nose resistant to fluoxetine protein 6-like. Gene Ontology annotation, molecular function: acyltransferase activity, transferring groups other than amino-acyl groups. The transcript is spliced from 4 exons. The record is from RefSeq and is a predicted model, not a curated record. The coding region runs from base 133 to 1182 and encodes 349 amino acids. NCBI's taxonomy places the organism in Eukaryota, Metazoa, Arthropoda, Insecta, Coleoptera, Chrysomelidae.
AUAAGUAGAUUCAGGGGACUCGCUGUCAAUUUCAAUCGGUAUUAAAUCAAGUUUCAAUGAUUCUUUUACGGCCACAUAUUUCGGAUUUGACUAACACCUUUAUAUGCCAUAGUUAUAUUUUAUUAUGCAUCUAUGUUUAAAUAUUCCGGAAGUGGUCCAAUGUGGAAAACCAUAAUCCAUCCGGAAGUAGAAGAUUGUCGACAAAAUUGGUGGACAAAUAUUUUAUACAUCAGCAAUUAUAUCAACGUAGACAAAAUGUGUAUGGUACAUUCGUGGUAUCUCCCUUGCGACUUUCACUAUUUCAUGAUAGCAGUGGUAUUAUGCAUUAUAAUAUACAAAAACAAAAAAGUCGGUCUAUCAUUCUUAGCUCUGGUCACUUUGGUGGCUAUAAUUGUUCCAUUUAUCAUUGUAUGGCAAUACCAAACAUCAGCUGUGAUAUAUUUCUACCCGAACUUCUUGAGACAACCAAAGAAACAAGACGACUUUAUCAUAACAUAUUCCAAAUCGCACACAAGGGCUUCGCCGUAUUUCAUCGGAAUGGUAGCUGGUUAUUUAUACUACAGAAUGAGAGGAUCGGAAAAAUGCCUCAAAAGAGUUUAUUCCCAUAUAAUAUUACUCACAUCUAUAUCCAUUAUGAUGACUUCAUUAUUAACCGGUAUAGUUUUCUACGACGCAGAAUACGAAUACGAUGCAGUUGAAUCGGCAUUAUAUGCAUCUUUACACAGAGUAGCAUGGUCUCUAGGAUCAAUAGGUGUAUUAUACGUGGCUAGCUACGGACACGCUAAAUUGAUUUACAAUUUCCUAUCGUGGAAACCAUGGAUACCUCUCAGUAAAUUAGUAUACGGUGCUUACCUCACUCAUAUGCAAUUUCAAAUGAGAGCAGUUGCUAGGAAAGGCGGAGCUGAUUUCAUAAGUUAUUUCGACGUGGUAAGUACUAAUUCAAUUUACACAUUAAAUAAACAUAGAUUAUAUGGUUUUAUAUUAUUUCAGAUAAGCUACGCCUUGUCAGAUAUGGUCCUAGCGUUUUCGUCUGCUUUUGUAUUAUAUUUAGCUGUAGAAGCACCUUUUAGGAAUCUAUUUAGUUUACUUUUGAUGCACCCUUCGAAAGAUUCUAAAUCGAAGCCGAAGCCUGUGGAAGAUCAAGAAAGCGUAAGCGAAGUAACUUGUGAUAGUCAUUUAUAAAGUAGCUCAAGUAUAUUUAGAUGAAUGUAGUAUUAAUUUUCGAUGUGAAAGGUCUCUAUUUUUUUACUAGAUCGAUAAGUGAUUCAUGAAAUAACCAUAAAGGCUGAAUGUUUAACAUAAAUCACCGGUUAUUGUAUUCCAGUGACGAGCUAAAAAAUAUUCAACUAUUUUAUUUUUGCAACUUUGGAAUUUUUGGAACUUUUUAAAGAUUACGAAGUGUAAAUAUGAAAUAUGUGUAUUUAUCGUUGGUUAGGUUAGGUUAGGUUAGGCUUUUUUUAUAGGUAAUUCAUGGGAGUUUUUCUCUCUUUCACUUUUCAAACAGACUAUAACUCUUCUACCUUUAGAUAAAACUUAUUAUUUUUGAUUGUAUUUUUUUUAAAAAUCAAUAAGUUUUAUGGAUGCAACUUCAUAGACUUCAUACUUAGGCAGUCUGUAAAAUUGAAACGUUAACUGUGAGAAAAGAAAAAAAAAUUACUAGUCCUAAUCAAACUUUCUUUCAAUAGAAUGUAAUGUAAUAGAAUGUUUCAUGUAAUAUUAAUAAUAUUUUGUAUUGUUUCAUUAUAUCAUAAAAUGCUCACUUGUUAAGUACACGCCGCCAAUUUUUUAGCGUUGUUCUACUCAUUAAAUUUACGUUACUUUGUGUUAUUUUUGUGAAUAAAUAUUUAUACAGUU